UGUCAUUAGCUGUAGAUGCGUAUGGUCAUCAUUUAUAGUACCAUAGUUAACUGGCAAUACGUAAACCUUAUUUGUAACUGUAUAAGGUUCAUUUAUGAUCAAUUUCGAGUGUUAAAUUGCUGUAUCCUAUAGAACAUUUAUUUUAUUCUUAUAAAUAUGACCUACUAGUGACAUUCUCGGGGAAUAAAACAUAAUACUUGAUUGUAAUAGAAAUUUAAAUAAACAUACAAUGUUUUUAUUGUAUUUCUGCGUAUGUGUGAGUGUGGUGGUGUGUUAUGAAGUGCCUCCGGCUAAAUUGGAAGCGAUUUAUCCUAAAGGAUUGAGGGUGUCUGUCCCUGAUGAUGGCUUCUCCCUCUUCGCCUUCCACGGUAAUCUCAACCAGGAAAUGAACGGCCUUGAAGGAGGACAAUGGUCCAGAGACAUCACCAAAGCCGUCAACGGAAGAUGGACGUUCAGGGACCGAGAGGCGCAGCUGAAGAUCGGAGAUAAAAUAUAUUUCUGGACGUAUGUGAUCAAGAAUGGACUGGGCUAUAGGCAGGAUAAUGGGGAGUGGACUGUCACAGAAUACGUAGACGAAGCGGGUAACCCCGUCAACAACGAGCCAGAAUAUAUACCAUCCGGCUUCCCCUGCGCCAUAUCUACCACGGAAGUCUCGAUGCCUGGCUAUGUGUGCAAGGGGCAGCUGCUGUUUGAAGAUAACUUUAACUCUGGGAUCGCGAAGGGAAAUAUUUGGACGCCGGAAAUUAAGUUCCCUCAAGAGCCCGAUUUUCCGUUCAACGUGUACUUGAGCGACCGCAACCUCCGCGUUCAAGAUGGACGGCUGAUCAUCAAACCUAUCCUUCUGGAGUCCAAAUAUGGAGACGACUUUGUGAGGCAGUCAUUGGAUUUGUCGACUAGAUGUACCGGCUUACUUGGAACGUCGCUAUGUGAGCAAAUGGCCUCUGGACCUCAAAUCCUGCCGCCUAUCAUCACAGCCAAGAUCACGACUAAGAAUAAGUUCAGCUUCAAGUACGGCAGGGUUGAAGUCAGCGCCAAAAUGCCUCUGGGGGACUGGUUGUAUCCAGAGAUCCAGUUGGAGCCCCGGGACAGUGAAUACGGCAUAUGGAAGUAUGCUUCCGGUGUUCUUCGCAUAGCGUAUCUAAAGGGCAACAAACAGUAUUCUAAGCAGCUGUAUGGAGGACCUAUCAUGUGCGAUACGGAACCUUACAGAUCAAUGCAUUUGAAAGAAAAAAUUGGGUUUGACAAUUGGAAUUCAGCUUUUCAUAACUACACAAUAUUAUGGAAACCAACCGGCAUAUCUCUCUACGUGGACGGAGAGGAGUACGGAACAGUCGAGCCCAACUUCUAUCAGAGCGCUAAGGACAACCAUGUCACCGCCGCGUCCAGUUGGCUGAAAGGUUCUGUCAUGGCCCCUUUCGAUAAGCUGUUCUACAUAUCCCUCGGUCUGAACGUGGGUGGAAUACGAGAGUUCCCAGACAGCGACAACAAACCCUGGAAGAAUCUUUCCAACAAGGCCAUGUUGAAUUUCUGGAACAGCCGAGACCAGUGGUACUCCACGUGGUACGAUGACACCAGCGCACUGCAAGUGGACUACGUGCGGGUUUAUGCUUUAUAGAAGAAAGAAAAAUAAAUAGUAGAUUAUACAACUAAAAUGUGUGUAGUUGGCCAGACGCGUUGCAUGUAUACAUAUACGUGUAAGAGGGCUUCGGUCUCUCUUUACGUUGUUGGCGUUUGGUAUCUAAGGCAUUGAGGCGAUUUUCCUCAAACCAUUUGAUCUGAUUUAAGAUUAUACAACUAGGGCAUAAAGCAACUUUUAUUAUCUUGCAGGUCGAGGAUAUAUAUAUGUCCAAGUUGUAUUCUCUACUUUUUACUUUGAUUGUGAGAACAAAAAAAAAACAAUAUUUUAGGUUAUAUUGCCGUAUUUGUUUAAGUCUAAAGAAAAUCGUACUCGGGCCGGUCGGGGGCGCGAGGCACGCCGGUCGGGAGCACGGCAGUCGGGGGCGUGCGGGAGGGGGCAGUUGUAUGGCAGAUUUGGUCGUAAUAGAUGAUUUUACUUUAUGCUCUAGAGCAUAAUACGCAAUUUUAUACCGCGCGACUUAAAUGUCAAUUUUACGAGUCUGAGAAGUGAAAAUGAAAUUUUGCCUUCUUUGGCAGUACUUAAGGCAGCUUUACAAAAAAUGUCUCCUGAACUACCCGACUAUGCAUAACAGCCGUUAUGCAUAGUUACUUACCGUUGUCGUCACUUACAAUAUUAGAGAGACCCCACACUAGCGUCUUUUGAGCGUCGGCGUCUAGUCAGCGCUAUAGGAAAUGGCGUCGCUGCGCAGUUGCGUUGCGUCGAGCAGCAGCCAUAGAGUUGGCUAGACGCCGACGCUCGGGAGACGCUAGUGUGUGGGUGUGGAUGGGUGAUUUUGAUGGGGUAGAAUAGGUUCUACUCGUAUAGAGUGAUGUUAUUAUGUAAGUAUUUUGAUGACCAAUUUGAAAUGUGUUACCGUUAAGAAAAUCUAGUAUGUACCUACUCUUUCGGUAGAUGUCGCUAGAAGACUUCUUAAGACGUGUAAAUAAUGAAAGAACUAGAAAUAUUCGUCGUAGUCGGGUAAAUAUAGUUAAAUAAUAAAAAAAAACAUAAAUAUUAUAGGACAAUUUUACACAGAUCGAGCUAGUCCCACGAUAAGCUCAGUUAUACUUGUGUUGCAAGUACUUGAAGACGAUAUAUACGAUGAUAACUUUUCCAAAUAUAGAUACAUUUCCAAAAUUCGCGUUCAAAAGUAUACCUUUUACAGUCUCAAUUGUUAUUUAUUAAAUACAUUACUUUUUGUUAAGCUGUUAUAGUAAAUACCCCUAUAAUGGAACAGGCACCAGUAAUGGGAUGGUUCAUGGUAUGACAAAUCCUGUAAAACAAGUAUUUACCAUCAGUUUUUAAUCUCUGGCAACAUUUUAUCAUAAAUAAGAGCCAAAGAGCUGCGUAAGUUUAAUUUUUCAUUGAUAUUUGUGAAAUUGAAAAUUAAUGGCGCUAUACAUCCCAUGACUGGAGCAAAAAAACAUAGUUUUAAUUGGUUAAUAAUAUUGAAACGAAUUUCAGUAGCUUUAAUUAAAUACAUAUAAUACAUAAAUAACGAAUAGGACAUUCAACUUUUAAAGCACAAAGCGGUAGAAAUUUUACAGAUGUCGGUAAAAUAUCGAAAAUACUCCAAAUUUUCUCUUAAAUGUUCCAUGAUUGGUGCCGUUAACAUAUAGAAUGAUGGUAGAUACUUAUGAAACGUUAUUUGAUCCGCUACUUUUGAUGCUGACUGUACAUAAAUAAAAUGCAUUUGUUUCUUA
This is a messenger RNA of Cydia pomonella (codling moth), 3321 nucleotides long. Its product is annotated as beta-1,3-glucan-binding protein 1-like. Bases 230 to 1615 code for a protein of 461 amino acids. Gene Ontology annotation, molecular function: hydrolase activity, hydrolyzing O-glycosyl compounds; carbohydrate binding. The record is from RefSeq and is a predicted model, not a curated record. The transcript is spliced from 10 exons. Gene Ontology annotation, biological process: carbohydrate metabolic process. NCBI's taxonomy places the organism in Eukaryota, Metazoa, Arthropoda, Insecta, Lepidoptera, Tortricidae.